This is a messenger RNA of Sclerotinia sclerotiorum 1980 UF-70, 2184 nucleotides long. RefSeq lists its product as hypothetical. NCBI's taxonomy places the organism in Eukaryota, Fungi, Ascomycota, Leotiomycetes, Helotiales, Sclerotiniaceae. Gene Ontology annotation, biological process: positive regulation of autophagy; cellular response to amino acid starvation; TORC1 signaling. The coding region runs from base 1 to 2184 and encodes 727 amino acids. The record is from RefSeq and is a predicted model, not a curated record. Gene Ontology annotation, cellular component: GATOR1 complex. The transcript has 4 exons.
AUGGCUUCAAGACAAAGAUCUCAUGGCAAACAAUCCGAACAAUCCAAACCAAAUAAUAGUAAAAAGACUCAACCUAAACAUUCUUAUAAUCUUAAGGGGAGAGUCUUCAGUAUGGAUAAAUCAGAACCAUUUAUUGAUUCUGGCUUGAUUGCCGUUUCUCUUGUUAUUAAAUCGCAAACCGGCCCACACUUUGUUUUUCACUAUCCUCCUCGACCAUCCUUCGCUCCACCCCUACGCAACUACAGAUAUGGUACGGAAACUGAUCAAAGUGAGAUUGAAGAACAUGCAGAUAGCGACGAAGAUGACAGCGACGACUUCUCAGAAUUAGAAGAAGAUGACUCAAUUGCUUCAAAGCUUGGAAAAUUGAAUUUGAGCGGCAAGGGGAUGAACAGUGGAAAUGGCACUAGAUCGCGUCACGUGGAGAUUGAAGGCGAUGAUCACCUUGAAGGCAAAGAUGGCGAGCAAAUCGUUCCUUGGGAACAAUUUGGGGAAUUUCCUACCGUCGAUCUUGCUAGUAUCCUGACCCCACCACGCGCAUACCAUAAGAAGAAGUUCGAGUUGUCAAUUGACAACCUCUACUUCGUUUCCUACCCGUUGCACAUCCGCGAAGAUGGAUUCUGGAAGAAGCCGAAAAAGCUAAAGAAGGGUAAAGAGGUAGCAAAUGAUGGAGAUGAAUUGAAGGGCGGUUCCGUGGCUAGCAGUGCUCAGCCAAAAAAAGGCAGUGGUUCGGAUGACGGUGAUGAUCGUGGAGAAAUGACAAUGUUCAACAUUGUUUUUGUUGUUAGCUUGCCUAGGCAUGAACAAGAUGAGAGAAUUGAGGAACUCUAUGAGCAUGUUAUCAAGACUUUCAACAAGGCUCUCAAUCAUGCUCAAGCUCAGGGUAAUUAUGUUUGGAAGGAAUCUGAGACUAUUCUAGGCAUGAAGGAGAGAGCCCGUGAAGAUAAACGACCAAUGAGUCAACUAUGGAGCCAAAUCUUGAUCAAAUCUACAUUGGCAGAUGCGAUGCGCGACGUUUACGAUGCUGUUGUCAACAAUACCAUCACCACCGUCUGCCUCGACACAAAACCUCCCAUUGAUCUCUCUCUACAUAUCCCAAUUCCAACAUUUUUGAUGAGCUUCCCGAAUCCUAAUGAAAGAGCUAAACCUGGUGUAUUACUUUCCAGCGCCAACCCUCUUGUCGAUGAGGAAGGUAAUCCAGAUCCCACGCAGCUAGAUAAGCACUUUGCUCUUCUACUUCUUGAGGAUGAGGUAGAUGUCAUUGCAGAAAUAACAUCUGAAGAUACCGAGCUUUCUGCUCCUUUGAUUCAAUUCAUUAAGUGGGCCAAACCUACUUUGUCUUUCCAACAAGUCGCUCAAGCCAACAAUGUUGGUCUCGAUGAAGUCAUCACUCUUGCACAACAUUUGAUUUACUGGCGCAAAGCAAUCGCUAUUCCUCCUAUUCACGCUCGGGACAUGUUUAUUGUUUCACCUAAUUGUGACAUGCAUAAGUUAGUUCCAGCAAGUCAACAGUGGAAAAAAGCAUUUCCUUUUGCUCCCUCUUUACAAAGCUUCCUUGCACAAAUCUCUUAUGCUCCACGCGCCUACAAGGCUUUCGUCCCGUCCAAAAGUCAUCGUGAGAAAUAUAUGGAAAUGCUUGCAUGGCUUAUUCGUGGAGGCUGGGUUACUCAUCUGCGAACUUUCUGUUGGAUCUGGGUCUGGCCUGAGAUCAUUUACGAGGUCGACUAUCAAUUGAAAGCAGAAGCUAUCGAAAAAAUAAAGAACCCACCUCUUCAAACAGCACCUGGAUCCCCAGAAGAAGCAAAUGAUGUUGAGAAUGGGACACUGGCUCUCGAUCCAACAGCUCCACUCACCACCGAACAAGCAGCGGAAGCUGCACGCCUUGAGAGACUCGCUGCUAAGACAGUAGCAGAAGCUAAGGCAGCCGAAGAUGAAUUUGAAAAGAUGCCCGUUCCAGAUGCUACCGAACAUCCUUCUAUGAACCAUGCAGAACACUUGAAGAACAUGUCCUCCUAUAUCAUCGUCGAUCCUCACAAAGCUAGUCACGUCGAGACGAUGUACAUCGCAGCCAUCGGCAAGCGUUGGACUGAUCCUAAGGCAAAAGCAUUGUGGCCAAAGUUCCUAUUCACUGAAUCAUAUGCUGCUAAGACAAAACGAGCGGACAUCCAAGGAAGCAAGUUGAUUUAA